AUGAGUGACGGUAACCCACCGUUGUUCAACAACUCCGCAAACUUCCCCCGCGCAAUGCACGCCGGCUCUGGCAACAACUGGCAAGGCGUCGCCCAUCCGUGGCCGCGUCAACUGUUGCCGCAGGGCAACCAAAUGGGCCAGCUGAUGGGCCAAAUGUCCGGUGCGAUCGGCGGCUUCUGCCCGCCACAAUACAUGCCGCAUCCCCCGGCGGCGGCUCGCGCCCCGUUCCCGGCGUUCGCCAACUGGAUGCACGGCCAAGGAGGCGUCCAAGUGCUCGCCGAGCAGCAACCGCCGCCCCAGCAACAAGCUCAACUCGGAGGCCAAUUCCCGGCCGAGGCUCAGAACUCGGACUCCUCGAAGAACGUCCUCGGUGGCAAUGCUCAAGCCCCGGCCGAAAGCGAGUCCGAGAUUAGCAUCGAGAUACAAGAAGCCGCGAACGCCUACGUGGGCCGCAUCUUCCAACUACGCGAAGGAGCCGCCAUCGGCGACUUUCUACGGCGUAUGCGAGGCUUCCACCAGUCGAAGGACGUGCGCGAGAACCAACUGCACGAGUGCUUGCUGAAAAUUCUGCUCGAGGAAUUCCGCUUUGUGCACGAGUACCCGCGCGAGGGCCUGAUGAUGAUGGCUGAGAUGUACGGCGGACUGAUAAGGGAGAAUUCCCUAAGUCGCCCGCAAUUUCUCGACCUGAUGGGCAAGAUCACGACGAGCCUCAAGUCGGACCCGUUCACGUCGAUGUUCGCCUUCGGCGUCCAUGCUCUCCACGCGGCCAAGGAACGCAUCUGCACCAACCAGAAUUUGUGCUACAGCCUGAUGAAGAUGCCGAACUUCACCCACCUGCCGGAUCAGCUGACCAGCUACAUCAAACACGCCUUCCAGAACCCGCAACCGCUCGCCGCUGCUCCGGCUCGAAGCGAGGAGUAUCUAAUGUCUUCGCAGAGUCUCUCGGCGACCGAGGCCAAAAGCAUGGAGAUGGUGCUCCGGAUCCGCGAAAAAGAAGGAACCCUCUCGAACAAGCCUUCCGACGCCACGCAGGAGCAGGUGGCCUUCAUCUGCAACAACCUCGACAAGACGAACAUGGCGCAGAAGGUCGAAGAGCUGCAGGCGAUCAUCGAGCAGAUGAACGGCAACGACGACUUCAUCAAGUGGCUGGCCCACGAGCUCGUCAAGCGCGCUACCAGCGAGCCGAAGAAUCUGCCGCUGUACGACGAGCUGCAGGCGGCCCUCGACAACAAGGAUCUGGAGCAGCACGUCCGCCACGAGACGAUGAAGAACAUCAAGGUGAUACUCCUUUCCGACAAGGAAUCGGCUACGACAAAUUACCAAGACCGUACCCUGCUGAAGAACCUUGGCACGUGGCUGGGUAGUACAACAAUCGCGCGCUCGAAGGCCAUUGCUUUGGAGGACCUCGACCUCAAGUCACUGUUGCUCGAAGCCUACUCGAAGGGCAUCCACGAGAUGCUCUACGCUGUGCCAUUCGUCUGCAAAGUCCUUCUGGGCGCCGCAAAAUCUGAGGCGUUCCGCCCAACGUCUUCCUGGAUGCACAACGUGCUGAAGACGCUCGGACAGCUGCACACUGUGCCGGACCUCAAGAUCAACCUGAAGUUCGAGAUCGAAGUGCUGUGCAAGGAAAUAGGCAUCUCGCUGGCCGAGAUUUCCGGAAAAAUGCCCGGUGUGCUUGAUAACCCGCAGCUGCUAUCGUCACUACGGCCCCAGCUCUCGACCCGCCAGCCCACCGGCCUCAAGGAGGUGCUCAGUUCGUUGCAGCAGUUCCCGCAAGAGCUCUGCGUUCGGCAGAUUAUCACGUCCAAUCCUGAAGCGCCUCCUCCGGUCGCCGACGCCGAUGCAGGACACGACGGCUGGCCCUCCUUCCGCCUCAACUACGACGACAUCAGCGUCUCUUCACUCGAAGGCCUUUUGCCCCACCUUCAAAUGGCGCAUCCGCUGAUCGAAAACUUCGACGGCAUGGCGAAUGCGAUGAAGUCGUCGCUGGUCCGGGCCAUUCGAGAGGUGUUGGAUGGCAUCAUCCCGCAAACAAAGCGCGAGGCGCUCUCCGUGUGCAGCGUGAUGAUGAGGAAGGACUUUGGAUACGACACAUCAAGCCCGCUGAAGCGCCAGGCAAUUCGAGGCCACCUGAGAUCCAUGUGCUCCGCAUUCGCCUACAAAAAUGCGCAAGAGCCGCUCAAGGAGUCGCUGCUGCGCAGCUGCCAAGAAGCCUUCUUGAAGGUGAUGCGGGUGAACGGACGGGUGGACGUUGAUAAGAAGACCAUGCAUGAUGCCCUCUACUACGUAGUCGGCGAAAACUUCGAGGUCGGGAUGGCGUUCAUCGUCAAGACCAUUUGUGAAUCGACGAUUCACGACCUCGCCCGAAGCCUCGACCAAUCCGUGCCGCAAACCGCAAGCUCUUCCCUCGAACUACGACGGCUAGCUGCUGAACACGCGGCCAAGAUCUCGCUGCUGCCGGCUCGUCUACAAUGGAGUCCGGAUACGUUGGGCAACCAAGAAUACGGGCUCUACGAGAGUCUGUCGUCGAAUCUCUGUGGAUUCAAGAUGGCCGAAGACGAUCAGGCCCUGCCGGCACAGCAAGCGCAAGCCGAGAUCGAAUUCCCGGAUGUGGGCGCGGAGGAGCAAUUUGUUGAGCAAUUGCGCAAGAUGAUCAAAGAUGGCGAACAAGUGCUAUCAACGACGGGCCCUCAAGAAGCAAAGCAAAGCAGUGUGCUGGUGAGCUUCUUGCACAAGAUGCGCUCCCUCCUUGCCGACCCCUCCAAUCAGCAACUUCUGCUGGCCACCCUCUCGCAAGCGCUCUUCCAAUUCCUCUACGUCUACACGCCGUCGCUGUAUCAAGGGCUUCCGGGCUACGAUGCGAUGAAGCGUGUCUCUGAGCUGCUGCUGACCAACAUGCAAACGCUGCGCAACAAAUCCACCGAGCUGCAGAUGGGCGGCAUUCGGCUGACGGGGCUGCUGAUCGAGUGCCAGCACGAAUACAGGUUCAACCAUGAGGCGAUCGAGGUGCUCAUCCGUGAAAACAUGAUCUCCUGCGCCGAAUACGACAAAUGGCUGGCCGAGGUGAUCGACACCGAGCCGAGCAACAGCCGAUACGCCAUGGAGUUUUCGCAAAAUCUCUUCCGGCACGUGACCUCCAUCGGCGUCUCGAGGGAACAAUUCGAGGCCCGAUUCCCACGACUGUCCCAGCGCUUCCAGAAGGCCGACGGCAAGAACUACUUGGCUGACAAGCUUGUUUCAUCCAGAACUGCCCAACAAAAGGCGUUCCCCGAGAUUCCGGCGGCGCCAUCGGCCGAUGUGGAAUAUCAACGCAAGGUGGAAAGAGUGAUUCGGGAGUGGCUGCAUCUUUACUACGGACCGCAAGAAGCUGGUGAGGUGGAGACGCUAGCGAAAAUUCUUCCAAGGAUAAGUGAAGGCGGGUUCCUCUCCUCGAACGAGGCGAUAGAACGGUUCUUGACGGUGCUCCAGGACGUGUGCGUCGACAUUUGCUACCGGUUGCUGAAGAAUGAAACAGCCGACUACAAGGACAUGGCCAUGCGGCAGAGAUCGUACUAUACGGUGGACGCAAUUGUGGCAUUGUUCUGCUUCAUCCUGAAGUACUCCAAUGGCGAUCCGGUGAUCAUCAGGGUCAGCUUGCUAAAGAAGUUCUUGGUGCUGCUGACGAAGCUGAUGAUGGCCGACCACGACACGCGCCGAGAGGGCGAAUUCAACCCGGUCCCCUACCAUCGCAUCAUCGUCGCCUUCCUCGCCCAGGCCCAGGACCCAGCGUCUCCACUCGCCGACAUCCGCUUCCAGACCCUGGAUGCCAUUGGACAGACGCUACUCUUCUUGCAACCGCGCCGAGCCCCUCAAUUCGCCAUCGCCUGGCUGGACAUUGUCGGCUCGCGGCAAAUCCUCGAGCUGUACGUGGCCGCUUCAAAACCACAAGUCUACGGUGAAGCCUCUUCGGUGGAAGAUGUCAAGACGAGGGCAAACUACGUGCAAUUCCUGAUCUGCCAGCUUAAGUUCUUGGCCCCGUGGCUGCGUCGUGAGCAGAUGUCGCCGGCCAUCACCGCCAUCUACAAGGGCACGAUGCGCAUUCUGCUGCUGCUCUUGCACGAUGCCCCCGAUCUCCUCUGCGAGUACCACUACGUGCUGUGCGACAACGUGCCGCCGAAUGCCAUCCAGCUGCGUAACCUCAUCCUGUCGGCGUAUCCGGUGACGACGUAUCUCCCGAACCCGUUCGAGAUGACCUUCACGGAAAUCGUCAAGAUUCCGAAUAUGGCGUUAGACCCGAAGAUGAACCUCGAGCCCGAGAAGAUCCUUCCCGUCGAGAUGCGCACCCGGCUGGAGAACUACUUGCUGAAUCGGCUCGACAUCGACCUGGUCACCUCGCUGCCGCAUAUGCUUGCGUCUGACGGGCAUGACGAGAUCAUGUACAACGCGACGGUGCUGCACGCGCUCGUCCUCUACGUCGGCCAGCAAGCCGUCGCGUCGAUCAAGGCGAAGCGCCAGGAAAUCUCGUUGAUGACGAUAGCGCACACCGCCUACAUGGACGUCUUCCAGAAUCUCGCCAUCGGACUCUGCAAUCAAGGCCGCUACCUGCUGUUGCACGCGAUCGCCAACCAACUACGCUUCCCGAGCGCGCACACCAACUACUUCAUCCACGUGCUGCUCUACUUGUUCAAGAACGCCGACCUGCUCCCCCUCAAGGAGCAAAUCGUGCGCUGCGUGUUCGAGCGCGUGCUCUCGAUGCGGCCACACCCGUGGGGACUGGUGGUGAUCGUGAUCGAGCUGAUGAAGAACCCCGACUACGGCUUCUGGGAGGAGCCCUUCGUCGCGAUGGCCCCCGAGCUGCAAGAGGUGCUCGUCAAGCUGUCGACGCCCGGCGCCCAAUACGCC
Messenger RNA from Mesorhabditis spiculigera, 4881 nucleotides. The record is from the annotation of a GenBank genome assembly. Lineage: Eukaryota; Metazoa; Nematoda; Chromadorea; Rhabditida; Rhabditidae.